AUGCAGGUGAAGGAAACUACCGUGGUGGUGGUCGGAGGUGGGCCGGCGGGGCUGGCGGCAUCGGUGUGUCUGACCAUGGAAAACGUGCCGAACAUUGUCCUGGAAAGGGACGAUAUCUACGCUCCACUGUGGAAGAAGAAAUCCUAUGAUCGAUUACGCUUGCAUUUAGCGAAGCAAUUCUGCGAGCUUCCUUACAUGGCGUACCCGCCGGAGACGCCGAGGUACGUCCCCAAGGACAAAUUCAUCGAUUACCUGGACAGCUACGUGUCGAAAUUCGGCAUCAAUCCGGUCUGCAAUCGUCGGGUGGUGAGCGCCGAGUACGACGGGGAGGCGGGGCGGUGGAUUGUGGUGGCGGAGAACACUGCCGCCGGGGAGGAGAAGACGUCGGCGGUGGAGAAGUACGUGGCGGAGUUCCUGGUGGUGGCGACGGGGGAAAAUAGCGUGGGGCGGAUUCCGGCUAUCCCCGGCCUGGAGAUGUUCGCGGGAGAAACGCUGCACACGGCGGAUUACAGAAAUGGGAAGAGAUUUCAGGACAAGAGUGUCCUCGUCGUAGGUUGUGGCAAUUCCGGCAUGGAGAUCGCCCUCGAUCUCUCCAAUUGGGGGGCCCAAACCUCCAUCGUCAUUCGAAGCCACGUACAUGUUCUUAGAGACGAGCAUGUGAAGGUGGGAAUGGAGCUGCUGGAGAAGGGGGUGGAGGUGGAGACAGUGGACGAGGUUGUAGUGAUGCUGGGAGACGCCAUUUAUGGAGACCUGAGUGAGUACGGAAUCACACGCCCAUCGGAGGGUCCUUUCCGGAUGAAGCAGUCCAAGGGCAGAUCGGCGGUCAUCGACGUCGGGACAGUCGGCAAAAUCAAAGCCCGUCAAAUUAAGGUAUUCCCGGCCGUCGAGGAGAUCGCCGGAGAAGACGUUCAUUUCGCCGACGGUCGGACCGGCCGGUUCGACGCCAUUGUCUUCGCGACCGGAUAUAACAGCACUGUCAUGAAAUGGCUCAAGGAUGAUGGAGGGCUGUUUGGUGAGAAUGGAAUGCCUAAAAUGAGAUCCCCAAAUCACUGGAAAGGGGAGAAGAAGAUUUACUGCACUGGAUUUGCCAGCGCAGGCCUCAAAGGGAUCGCCAUUGACGCCCUCAACAUUGCUCAUCAUAUUACCACCUCCAUUACGAAUCAACCAACAUAAUUGUCUA
Molecule: messenger RNA, 1180 nt
Organism: Andrographis paniculata
Lineage: Eukaryota; Viridiplantae; Streptophyta; Magnoliopsida; Lamiales; Acanthaceae
Product: probable indole-3-pyruvate monooxygenase YUCCA10
Exons: 2
Coding region: 1-1173 (390 amino acids)
Molecular function (GO): flavin adenine dinucleotide binding; NADP binding; N,N-dimethylaniline monooxygenase activity
Source: RefSeq, a predicted model, not a curated record